AAUAAAGACCUUUUUUGUCUCACUCUAUUCCGGUUAAACAGGAGUGAGAUGUUAGUAUAAGGGUCGCCAUUUUUAAUCCCAUUUAUUAAUUGAUAGUGUUAUACUUGUAUAGAAGAGAGGAGAGGAAUCAAAAUUUUGUUAGCUAAAACACGUCGUGUGCAAUGUUUCAAUCUGUUUUACUAUGCUUGGAGUGAAUUCUGUAUAAUUGUGACGCAGUAUUGUUCAUUUUUGUAAUGUAGAACGUGUGUCUUAGAAACUCCAUCAUAAUGUCGCUCGAAAUACCAUUGAUGAGCACUGAUGAGGUGAUCGAAUUAGAUCCCGAUCAGUUGCCGUCAGGUGAUGAAGUGCUUAGUAUAUUGCAACAAGAACGUUCGCAAUUGAAUGUUUGGAUAAAUGUUGCGCUUGCCUACUAUAAACAGAAAAAAAUCGAUGAUUUUCUCAAAAUACUGGAGGAGUCCCGUGUGGACGCGAACAUUGAUUAUCGAGACUUUGAAAGAGAUCAAAUGCGUGCAUUGGACAUGUUGGCUGCUUAUUAUGUACAGGAGGCCAACAAAGAAAAGCCGAAGGACAAGAAAAAAGAGUUGUUUACUAAAGCAACCUUGUUGUACACAAUGGCAGAUAAAAUUAUUAUGUAUGACCAGAAUCAUCUUCUUGGACGAGCUUACUUUUGCCUCCUUGAAGGUGAUAAAAUGGAACAAGCUGAUGCACAGUUUAAUUUUGUCCUGAACCAAUCCCCAAACAAUGUGCCGUCGUUACUUGGUAAAGCCUGUAUUGCAUUUAAUCGUAAAGAUUACAGGGGUGCAUUAGCAUUCUAUAAAAAAGCGCUUAGGACAAAUCCUGACAGCCCGGCUGCUUUACGGCUUGGUAUGGGCCACUGUUUUAUGAAGCUCAAUAAUCAGGAAAAAGCAAGAAUGGCCUUUGAAAGGGCUUUACAGUUGGACCCACAAUGUGUAGGAGCAUUGGUUGGACUUUCUAUUCUCAAAUUGAAUCUUCAAGAAAAUGAAUCAAACAAAAUGGCUGUUAUCAUGUUGUCCAAAGCCUAUGCUAUUGACCCCAAAAAUCCUAUGGUCUUGAAUCACUUAGCCAAUCACUUCUUUUUCAAAAAGGACUACAGCAAAGUUCAGCAUUUAGCUUUACAUGCUUUCCAUAAUACGGAGAAUGAAGCGAUGCGCGCUGAGAGUUGUCACCAUCUUGCAAGAGCGUUUCAUGCACAAGGUGAUUGCGAUCAGGCUUUCCAGUAUUACUAUCAAGCGACGCAGUUUGCUCCUCCAAAUUUCGUUCUACCCCACUAUGGACUGGGGCAAAUGUAUAUCUACAGAGGAGACACUGAAAAUGCUGCACAAUGCUUUGAAAAGGUAUUGAAAGCGCAACCCGGAAAUUACGAGACCAUGAAGAUCUUGGGUUCCUUGUACGCCAACUCGCCGUCGCAAUCUAAACGUGACAUAGCUCGUCAACAUCUAAAGAAAGUAACGGAACAAUUCCCAGACGAUGUGGAGGCGUGGAUUGAAUUAGCACAAAUAUUGGAACAAAACGAUUUACAGGGUUCCUUGAAUGCCUAUAGCACAGCAAUGAAGAUUCUCAAAGAGAAAGUUGAUGCGGACAUUCCUGCUGAAAUCUUAAACAAUGUAGCUGCCUUACAUUACAGGCUAGGAAACUUGAAUGAAGCUAAAAACUACCUAGAAGAAGCUCUUGAGAGGGAGAAGGCAGAUGCUGAAACUUUGGAUGCCCAGUAUUAUAAUUCAAUAGCUGUUACAACUAUGUAUAAUUUGGCUCGACUUAACGAGGCGUUGUGUGUAUACAAUAAGGCGGAAAAACUCUACAAAGACAUAUUGAAGGAACAUCCCAAUUACAUAGAUUGCUAUUUAAGGUUAGGCUGUAUGGCUCGAGACAAAGGUCAAAUCUAUGAGGCCUCUGAUUGGUUCAAAGAGGCGUUGAAGGUGAACACUGAACAUCCCGAUACUUGGUCGUUGCUAGGCAACCUGCAUUUAGCCCAGCAAGAGUGGGGACCGGGCCAAAAGAAAUUCGAGAGGAUAUUGCAGAAUGCUUCCACUUCUACAGACGCUUACUCGCUCAUAGCCUUAGGUAAUGUAUGGCUACAAACUUUACACCAGCCAUGUCGCGAGAAAGACAGAGAGAAGCGACAUCAAGAGAGAGCACUCGAUAUGUACAAACGGGUGCUGAAAACAGAUCAGAGAAAUAUAUGGGCCGCUAAUGGAAUUGGCUGUGUUCUUGCGCAUAAGGGCUGUGUGAACGAAGCUCGCGAUAUUUUCGCUCAAGUGCGCGAAGCCACCGCUGAUUUUCCAGAUGUAUGGAUGAACAUCGCCCACAUAUACGUUGAACAGAAACAAUACAUCAACGCUAUACAAAUGUACGAGAACUGCAUCCGCAAGUUCCGCAUGCACCACGACGUGGAAUGGCUCACUUGGGUAGCGCGCGCCCACGGGCUCGCGUCCCGUCCGGGGGCCGCGCGGGCCGCCUUACUGCGCGCGCGCCGCGUGGCCCCGCACGACCCCGCGCUCACCUACAACACGGCGCUCACGCUGCGCCGCCUCGCCGCGCACGUGCUCAAGGACGAGCGCUCCGAGCUGAGCCACGUGCUGCGCGCCGUGCACGAGCUGCAGGUGUCUCACAGGUACUUCCAGCGGCUAGCGUCCGCGGAAGGCGGGGAAGGUACCGAAAGGGCUCGAUACGAACCGGCCGCCGCCGCUGCUGAAGCGAGAACGUGCGGCGAUCUCCUCUCUCAAGCGCAAUGGCACGUGGCCAGAGCGAGACGGCAACACGACGAGGAAGUCACGCUGCGGGACCGGCAAAGGGAACAACGCGAGGCAUUCAGGAGACAACAGGAAGAAGAACGCCGCCGUCGCGAAGAGCAACAACAGAAGAGCACAGUGGAAAUGCUCCAGAAGCGUCAAGAGUUCAAGGAGAAGACGAAGAACGCGCUGCUAUUCGCCGACAUGCCGCCCGAGGGUAAAUCUAAGGGCGGCGGCCGCGGGAGGAGGAAGGAUGAAUAUAUUUCCGAUUCGCCCGGCAGCGGCAGCGAUGCACCGAGGGAAGAAGGUCGCGAGCCGAAACAGAAAGGUCGUCGCAAGCGCGAACCCGGCGAAGGGCGUAAAGGAAGAUCUAAGAAACGCAGAGAGCCCAGGGGAAGCGGCAGUGACAGUGAUCCACCACGCAAGCGGGGCAGAAAGAAGGGCGAAAAGGGCAUAGGCCGUCGGGAGAAAGCUAAAACGGCAGAAGAUAAACUCGGCACCAAGCAAAGAUUGAAGAUAGUAUCCAAAGAGACGAUAUCUACCUCCGAAUCUGACUCGGAUGGGGGCGGCAAACGCAAGUCACGUAGCCGUAGCCGCAGCCGCAGCCGUAGCGGCAGUCGUAGCGGUAGCGGCAGCCGUAGCCCGCCGGCUAAUAAAGGGAGGAAGAGGAUUAUGUCAGCUUCCGAUAGUGAUAGGUCUCGUUCGCGCUCCAGAAGUAAGUCAAAGUCCAAAUCGCGCAGUCGUUCCAGAUCUAAAAGCGGAUCGCGAUCUAAAAGCCGGUCAAGGUCGAGAAGUCGAUCGAAGUCGAAGAGCCGAUCGCGGUCAAAGAGCCGGUCGCGGUCAAAGAGCCGAUCGAGGUCGAAAAGUCGAUCGAGGUCCAAAAGUGGUUCCAGGUCUAAGAGUCGGUCUAGAUCGAAGAGCCGAUCUAGGUCGAAGAGUGGUUCGAGGUCAAAAAGUCCAUCGAGGUCGAGGUCUAGGUCGAAAAGCAAGUCACGAUCGCGGUCGCGGUCAAAGAGCGGGUCGCGGUCACGGUCACGAUCCAAGAGCGGCUCCAGGUCGCGCUCCGGGUCACGAUCCAGGUCAGGGUCGAGGUCAAGAUCGGGAUCGCGUCACUCCCGGCCGGCCACACCCGAAUCCAGGAAGUCAGUCUCCGCUAGCGAAGAUGAAGCUUAAGCUCUACUGUAAAUACGUUAAGGUCUGCUUUCGUCUGGAAAGUGUACUUUUCGAUCAUCCUAGACAUAUUCCACGUUUGCCUAGGAACAAUAAAACUAUUAUUUUUAAUGGGACGUCUUGUUUCAUGCCGCUAACAUGAAUUCAUACUUUGCAUGAACAAAUGCAAAGCGUUGUUGUUAAUACAUAUUGUCAUUUUGUAAAAGACUUAUUUCACACAAAUACAACUUUAAGAAAUUCAAUUAAAUCCUAUUUGAAAUGUCUUUUUCUUCUUCUUAAUAUUAAGAUCCUUUCCAACUAUACUACAGUAGCGUUUGAUGUGUUAAUUUUCUAAAAAAUAUUUUUUCUUUCUAUUUGUUCCUAGUGUUGCCAAUUUAAAAUAUUGACUAAAGAAAAUUUGUUUGUGAAAUGAAUUAACAAUAAUAUAAGGCCUCAACCCCACAGGUAAGUUUUUUCUGUCGAUAAUAUCAAAGCCGUUAUUGCGAUAAUGCGCUCUAAUUCUAUUGUGUCGAUUUUAUCGCAGCAGUGUACAUAAUGAAUUAAAAACAGAUAUCGCAAUAAAGCAUUCGUUAUUAUCGACCGAUAAUGCGGGGAAGACUUAAAAACGUCUAAAUUAGUAAUUUAUAAUAUUAUUGCGGUAAGUUGGUAGAGUAGACGUAUGUAAGCCUAAGACGAAGUGGAGAGUUUACCAUAGUCUCUGAUUUAUAAGAACGAAUUCCGCACAAAUGUCAUCCAACGUUUUUCAACCAACGAUAUUAAUUACCCUAGAUACACAACGAGCGCUCAAAAUGUGUCCCAAUCAAGAAGUGCUUGAACUCCACUCAAGCACUUCUUGGUUCACAGUCAUGCGCGGACCGUUACAAACACAAGAUGCCACAGAGCUCCUCGAAAAAAUGCGAAAAUAAUACUAAGAGUACGAAAAGUGUUGUUUUCGACAGGUAUCUAGUCAAUGUUUGUUAAUAUAAACUGAUUUAAUAUAAAAUAUUUGUGAUAUUCAAAUGCAUGGUCGGUUAUACGUCGCCAUAUAGCCGUCUCUUUUCCUCGCGGUCCGUGCCAUGCUAUAUUGCUAACAGCGCGUUCAGAAUUGCUCGUAGAGUCAAAGAACUAAGGGCUAAAUUCUUCCGCAUAUAGCAAUAAGUCGUAAAAUUUUACGAGCUUGCAUUUCGAACUGACAGAAGUCCUUGACGCAUGCAUUUUAUUUAAGACCUUAUAAAGUAUGUAUUAAAGGUUACUUUCAAUAUUUAAAUGCCUUAUAUUGAUUUUGACUACGCGAUCAUCUUACGGAGCUCCGUGGAUCGUUCAAUGUACCUUUAGGACAGGUUUCGGGCACGAUUUUGUUCGUGUUGGUGUAUCUAGGGUAUUUAAAGUCGUUGUUUUCAACACAUUUGCGAGAAACCUUACGUUUAAGUAAUGAAGGAAAGUUUUUCUAAUAAGAAAAUGGCGCUCAUUUCCGAUUGGCGCCACAGUACUAAAGUGAGACAAAGGUAUAGAUGAAAAGCGCUUCCAAUGAGGUUCGUCCAAAAUUAAAAAAAAAAACGUAAAAAAUACGCACGGCGCCAUGUAUGGGAGCGAACGGUUAAAUGUUUUACCACACGCUCAGUUGUAUGGCUCGUAAUUUUGAACUUUCGAACAAAGUAUACAACCUUCGUAAAUUCAUUUUUUGAGCAAAUGUGUUGAAAAAGAACUUUUAUUAAUUAAAAUUAAAAUACCCUUAUUUACUGUUCAAUACAAAACCGUCUUGUUAUUUUAAUUUCUUUUCCUUUGAAUAUUUACUCUCUAGAUAGAGCGUCUCCUUGUAAACACUGCGAUAAAAACAGACCAGGAGGCCUACUCUAUAUCAACGAAAAACGAAAUUUCGAUCGAAAUUUCGCACGUUCCCUACUCUGUUUCCUUUUCAUUUCGAAAAUUCGUUCGUCCGAAAUAUUUUGACAAUUAAAUUCUCCAAGCCUACUCUAAUUCACAAAACUUUCGAAGGAAAAGUUGAAUUUGACAGAUAAUUGUUCGAAAUUUUAACCUCAAAUCGACGAAAUGAAAAGUGUUACCUUUUCAUUUUUGUUUUAAUUAAGCCUAAAAUACAGUAUGGGUACGAGACUUUGACGCUCUUUUUUUAAGUUUUCAAAAAAUGUUUUUUUUCUGAUAUUUCUUCCAGAUUUCGAGACUAUUAAAUUUCUAUCUUUAAAAAAAAACUUUUUCCAUCGCACUGCUGCAAUUAGUAAAUAUUUUGAUUACGCCAUACUUUUUUGGGGUAUUUUGUAAUGAGACACAGACAUCAUUUUGCAUUUUCCUUAAAAAAAUAAAACUAUCAUCAUAUUAGUUAAAAAACUUACGACUUCAUCUUGACAUGGACUCGCGAGUUUUUUAACUAAUAUGAUGCUUGUUUUAUUUUUUAAAGUUAAUAAUAAUUUAACAAUAAUAAUUAAAUAAUCUUUUUAAUUUAAUAAUAAUAUAAUCUAAUUUAAUUCUCUUAAUAAUAAAUUAAUCACGUCACGUCGGUGUCGUUUCACUUUGCGCGCUUUCUAGGCAGUACUGAAAACCAGUGCUUUGCUCUUAGAGCAAAGGUAUCGCUGAGUUUUUGCCUUUUUCUGUCGUUGCGGCACACAGUUACAUACCUAGUAAUUAAUUGUUCUAUUUGUUUACUUGAAUUUGUGUGCUGUACUGAUGGGAAUAAUUGAUUUAUCUAUCUAUCUAAUUAGUUACUUACCGAUGUGAAGUGACUUUUUGGUUGUUUUUAUGCGUCCUUUAUAAUUUCAGCAAACUUUUAUCGCGCAUCUCAGCAUUUCAAAGCAAUAAUUACGACACGAAGCUCUGUAAUUGACGUGCGUAUCGCUCAGCGUUACAUUGAACACUAAGUGACGGGAAACGACUUAUAGAUAAGCAGUUGGUUGAUAUUUUUUUCAUCGU
Chilo suppressalis (striped riceborer) is the source of this 6821-nucleotide messenger RNA. The record is from the annotation of a GenBank genome assembly. Lineage: Eukaryota; Metazoa; Arthropoda; Insecta; Lepidoptera; Crambidae.